AUGAGGGAUAAAGAGGCGGAGAAGGAGCAGAGACUCUUUGAUGGGUGGAGGGAGGAGUACUUUGAAAUCAUCGAACAACUACCCCUGGAGCUGCAUCGUUCCUUUGCCCUGAUACGCGAGCUGGAGGGACAGAUCAGGGGACACAUGGGCACGAUACGGUUGGAGACGGCUAGCUAUGUGAGGGGCAGGAGGGAGAGGGUGCGAGAGAGCGCGAAUGGCGAGGAGGAGGAGGAGGAGGAAGGGGAAGAGGAUUUCGCCACACCUCCCCUCCCCGUGCCUGGCGCAUCAGCCCCGGCCCCACUGGCGUCCCUCCAACCCGCACCUCCCGCACGACCCCCACCACCGUACACUCGCCCCUCGUCGCUCACACGCAUCUCCCGCUCCCUGACAAGCAUCAUAGCCUCGUCCGAGGAGAAGGUCGGCCUCGCCCUGAGCGCCUAUCAGCUGAUCGACAGGCAAUGCAGGCGAUUGGACGUCGAGCUGGCCAAGAUGACGGGGCAACAAGCAGGAUCCACCGCUGCCGUGGGGACGGGCACGGCGAACACGACUGCGACUGCGACUGCGCCGAGCGGGGAGGCGGUGAGGCCCGGAACGAUGGAGAGUGGGGUCAGUCAGAUGCAUAUCGGAGGAGUGGCAAAGGCGAAUGGCGGCACUGAAGAGCAGGCCAACAGCAGCAGCGGCACAACGCUCCGCUCUACACGAAGCAGGCGUGGCGGUGGACCGUCCCAGCAGUCAGGCGCCCCUCUCCCCGAGCCAAGCAGCACUGCCUCUGCCUCUACGUCUGCGGCUGCGUCUGCGUCUGCCCCUCCCCUCGCAUCCACAUCAACGCACCUCGACGUCGAAAUCGAAAUGGCCUACGACCCCAAUGAGCCCGUGUACUGCUACUGCCAGCUACCCUCCUCGGGCAACAUGGACGCACGCCGGGAUGUCCGCGCGAGUGGUACCACUUGGCCUGCCUGGAAGCGCGUGGUGAAAUGA
Molecule: messenger RNA, 978 nt
Organism: Jaminaea rosea
Lineage: Eukaryota; Fungi; Basidiomycota; Exobasidiomycetes; Microstromatales
Exons: 3
Coding region: 1-978 (325 amino acids)
Biological process (GO): regulation of DNA-templated transcription
Cellular component (GO): nucleus
Source: RefSeq, a predicted model, not a curated record